AUGGCAGGAAUUGAUUUUGAGGAUUUGUUACCGGUAAUCGCGAAUAAGCUAGGUGGUGAAGGCUUAAUGAAGGAACUAAGUAAUGGGUUUGAGUUACUUAUGGACAAAGAGAAAGGUGUGAUAACUUUGGAGAGUUUAAGGAAAAACUCAGCAUUGAUGGGUUUGGAGGAUUUGAAGGAAGAUGAAGUUGUGAGCAUGAUGAGACAAGGUGAUGUUGACGGCGAUGGUGUACUCAGUGAGAUGGAGUUUUGUGUUUUGAUGUUUAGAUUAAGUCCUCGGUUAAUGGAGGAAUCAUGGUCUUUGCUCGAACAGGCACUGCAACAUGAACUCAACAAUCAGGAUUCGUAA
This is a messenger RNA of Lathyrus sativus (Indian pea), 348 nucleotides long. The record is from the annotation of a GenBank genome assembly. Lineage: Eukaryota; Viridiplantae; Streptophyta; Magnoliopsida; Fabales; Fabaceae.